UCUGUCGCCGUCUCGCGUCCCGCCCCUCCCUCCGGCCUCACCGGCGACAGGUAGCCCCGCCGCCGCGCACCUGCCUUCGCUCCCGCUGCGGAGACAGUGGAUAGCCCCUUUCAAACAUGGAGGAUGGAAAGCCCGUUUGGGCACCACACCCCACAGAUGGGUUCCAGAUGGGCAACAUUGUGGACAUUGGCCCUGACAGCUUAACAAUCGAGCCUUUGAACCAUAACGGCAAGACAUUUUUGGCUCUCAUAAACCAAGUGUUCCCUGCAGAAGAGGACAGUAAAAAAGAUGUGGAAGAUAAUUGUUCAUUAAUGUAUUUAAAUGAAGCCACACUCCUUCAUAAUAUCAAAGUUCGAUAUAGUAAAGACAGAAUUUAUACAUAUGUCGCCAACAUUCUGAUCGCAGUGAACCCGUAUUUUGACAUACCUAAAAUAUAUUCCUCAGAAACAAUAAAGUCAUAUCAAGGAAAAUCACUUGGGACAAUGCCACCUCAUGUCUUUGCCAUUGCUGAUAAGGCUUUUCGAGACAUGAAGGUGCUCAAGAUGAGUCAGUCUAUCAUUGUAUCCGGAGAGUCCGGAGCUGGCAAAACAGAAAAUACAAAAUUUGUUCUAAGAUACCUGACUGAAUCCUAUGGAACAGGUCAAGAUAUUGAUGAUAGAAUUGUUGAAGCUAACCCGCUGUUAGAAGCCUUUGGAAAUGCAAAAACUGUUCGUAACAAUAAUAGCAGUCGAUUUGGAAAAUUUGUAGAAAUACAUUUCAAUGAAAAGAGUUCAGUUGUUGGAGGAUUUGUCUCGCAUUAUCUUCUGGAGAAAUCUAGGAUCUGUGUUCAAGGCAAAGAGGAAAGGAAUUAUCAUAUCUUUUAUAGGUUAUGUGCUGGGGCUUCUGAAGAUAUUAGGGGAAAACUUCAUUUGAGCUCCCCAGAUAAUUUUCGGUAUUUAAACCGAGGCUGCACUAGAUACUUUGCUAACAAAGAAACUGACAGACAGAUUUUACAGAACCGCAAAAGUCCUGAGUAUCUUAAGGCAGGUUCCUUGAAAGAUCCUCUGUUAGAUGACCAUGGAGAUUUUAUCAGAAUGUGCACAGCCAUGAAGAAGAUUGGUUUGGAUGAUGAAGAAAAGCUUGAUCUCUUCCGGGUGGUAGCUGGUGUCCUGCACCUCGGAAAUAUUGAUUUUGAGGAAGCCGGCAGCACUUCCGGUGGUUGUAAUCUGAAGAAUAAGUCUACUCAGUCUUUGGAAUACUGUGCUGAGUUACUGGGUUUGGACCAAGAUGAUCUCCGAGUGAGUUUAACCACACGAGUCAUGCUAACCACAGCAGGGGGCACCAAGGGCACAGUCAUAAAGGUGCCUCUGAAAGUGGAGCAGGCGAACAACGCCCGAGACGCCUUGGCCAAGACGGUCUACAGCCAUCUUUUUGAUCAUGUGGUAAACAGGGUAAAUCAGUGUUUUCCUUUUGAAACAUCAUCCUAUUUUAUUGGAGUCCUAGAUAUUGCUGGUUUUGAGUACUUUGAGCAUAAUAGUUUUGAACAAUUUUGCAUCAACUACUGCAAUGAAAAACUUCAGCAAUUUUUUAACGAAAGGAUUCUGAAGGAGGAGCAAGAGCUUUAUCAGAAAGAAGGUUUGGGUGUUAAUGAAGUGCAUUAUGUGGAUAACCAGGACUGCAUUGAUUUAAUUGAAGCAAAAUUAGUGGGAAUACUGGAUAUUUUGGAUGAAGAAAAUCGUCUUCCCCAGCCGAGCGAUCAGCACUUUACGUCUGCUGUUCACCAGAAGCACAAGGACCAUUUCCGCCUCACUAUUCCAAGAAAAUCUAAGCUGGCAGUUCACAGGAACCUCAGAGAUGACGAAGGCUUCAUUAUCAGGCAUUUUGCAGGGGCAGUGUGCUAUGAGACUACCCAGUUUGUGGAGAAAAAUAAUGAUGCUUUACAUAUGUCUCUUGAAUCCUUAAUAUGCGAAUCCAGGGAUAAGUUUAUACGGGAAUUAUUUGAAUCCUCCACAAAUAACAACAAAGAUACUAAACAAAAAGCAGGGAAACUUAGCUUCAUCAGCGUGGGAAACAAGUUCAAGACACAGUUGAAUUUGCUUCUGGAUAAACUGCGAAGUACUGGAGCGAGCUUCAUUCGUUGCAUCAAGCCUAACUUAAAGAUGACAAGCCACCACUUUGAAGGCGCUCAGAUUCUAUCUCAACUGCAAUGUUCAGGUAUGGUGUCUGUUUUGGACUUGAUGCAAGGUGGUUUUCCAUCCCGAGCCUCCUUUCAUGAGCUCUACAACAUGUAUAAAAGGUAUAUGCCAGACAAACUUGCAAGACUGGAUCCAAGGCUGUUUUGUAAGGCUCUUUUUAAAGCUUUGGGCUUAAAUGAAAUUGACUACAAAUUUGGCUUAACCAAAGUAUUUUUUAGACCUGGCAAGUUUGCAGAAUUUGACCAGAUUAUGAAGUCUGACCCUGACCACUUGGCAGAGCUGGUUAAGAGAGUCAAUCACUGGCUCGUGUGCAGCCGCUGGAAGAAGGUGCAGUGGUGCUCACUCUCCGUCAUCAAACUGAAAAACAAAAUAAAAUAUCGAGCUGAAGCCUGCAUUAAAAUGCAAAAAACUAUUCGAAUGUGGCUUUGCAAAAGGAGACACAAACCUCGCAUUGAUGGCCUGGUUAAGGUGGGCACACUGAAAAAGCGACUUGAUAAGUUUAAUGAAGUUGUGAGUGCAUUGAAAGAUGGAAAACCAGAGAUGAAUAAACAGAUCAAGAAUCUUGAAAUUUCUAUUGAUACUUUGAUGGCCAAAAUUAAGUCCACUAUGAUGACCAGGGACCAGAUACAGAGAGAAUAUGACGCACUGGUCAGAAGCUCUGAGGAUCUUCUCAGUGCGUUACAGAAAAAGAAGCAGCAGGAAGAAGAAGCAGAAAGGCUGAGGCGCAUCCAGGAGGAAAUGGAGAGAGAGAGGAAACGACGUGAAGCUGAUGAGCAGCGGCGGCGGCAGGAGGAGGAGGAGAGGCGGAUGAAACUUGAGAUGGAAGCAAAGAGAAAACAAGAAGAAGAAGAGAGAAAGAAACGGGAGGAUGAUGAGAAGCGCAUUCAGGCUGAAGUGGAGGCCCAGCUGGCCAGACAGCGGGAGGAGGAGUCCCAGCAGCAGGCGGUUCUGGAGCAGGAGCGGAGGGACCGCGAGCUGGCCCUGAGGAUCGCCCAGAGUGAAGCCGAGCUCAUCAGUGACGAGGCCCAGGCCGACCCGGCGCUCCGCAGCUUGGAGUCCCACCCAGUGACUGCUGCUGGUGGAACAAGACCCCAAAUGACGCCGGAACAAAUGGCCAAGGAAAUGUCAGAAUUGUUGAGUAGAGGUCCUGCUGUACAAGCCACCAAGGCAGCUGCUGGAACCAAGAAAUAUGAUCUGAGUAAAUGGAAAUAUGCAGAACUCCGUGAUACCAUCAACACUUCUUGUGAUAUUGAGCUCCUGGCAGCUUGCAGAGAAGAAUUUCAUAGGAGACUAAAAGUGUAUCAUGCUUGGAAAUCCAAGAACAAGAAGAGAAAUACUGAAACAGAGCAACGUGCUCCGAAGUCUGUUACUGAUUAUGAUUUUGCACCAUUUUUGAACAGUUCACCUCAGCAGAACCCAGUGGCUCAGCUCCCUGCCAGGCAGCAGGAGAUCGCGAUGAACCGGCAGCAGCGCUUCUUCCGCAUCCCGUUCAUCCGCCCAGCUGACCAGUACAAAGACCCGCAGAGUAAGAAGAAGGGCUGGUGGUACGCGCACUUCGACGGGCCCUGGAUCGCACGGCAGAUGGAGCUGCAUCCCGACAAGCCGCCCAUCCUUCUUGUGGCUGGCAAGGACGACAUGGAGAUGUGUGAGCUGAACCUGGAGGAGACCGGCCUGACUCGGAAGCGCGGCGCCGAGAUCCUGCCCCGCCAGUUCGAGGAGAUCUGGGAGCGCUGCGGGGGCCUGCAGUACCUGCAGAGCGCCAUCGACAGCAGGCAGGCCCGGCCCACCUACGCCACCGCCAUGCUGCAGGGCCUGCUCAAGUAGAGGCGUCCACGGCUUCAACCCUCCGGGAUCAUGUUAGAGUUACUUCUAUAAAGUGACCAGAUUUUGUUAAUCAUGGCUUUUUGUAAAUUUGUCGAAGGUUUAUUAUGGCAGUGAAUUUGGAACCUAAAACUUAACUUUUCCCCUUAUCCAGCUGUAACUCCGAAACCUUCAUACUCGUUUCACUUGGACAGAUUCUGACAUCUCCUUAGCCUUUGCCGACAGACUACCUUACAUCUAUCAUAAUUGUUCUCUAGGAAAAGAGAAUUUUUAAAAAAAAAUCAAAAUGCUUGCUUUUUAAAUAUGGCCUAGUACCAUCAAACUGGAGUAACGAGACCUUAGCUGAGAUUUCUUACAAGAAUUAGGGCCCUUAAAAUGAUUCAGACACUGAUGCUUUGUUCUGAAAAGUGGUGUCCUUUCUUUACUUUUUUCAGAAAUUCAUAGAAAUUUCUAUCAGAAGUGGAAAUUCUGAUUUUUUUCCCUCCUUUGCAGUGUGUGUCUUACUCUGAGUGAAGCAAUUCUUUCCAAGUUGGAGAGUUCUAGAAAGAGCCUUAAGCCAUUUGAUGGAAUCUGUGGUAGAGGAGGUACCGAGCGUAUCCAGCAUGGAUUUGUUUUAUGCUAUCUAAAUAUUCCUUUUAUAUUCCAUGGACAAAUAAAGGGAAUUCAGGUUGUUUAAAUGCCUGAAGGUUUUGAGAUACGUUUUAUUUAAUUUAGAAAAGGAAAUAGGUUUGGGGUGCACUGUGGUUUAAACUGGACUGAAUUCAGAUAUUCUUUCAGCUUCAUCUCAAGUUAUGAUUUUUGUAUCAGAAUCUUGUCCAAGUUGUUUAAUAUGAUUUAAAAUAGAAUUAUGUUUCAAAUAGAUUUCUUUUUUUUUUUUUUUUUAAUUCCUAGUGUCUUUUUGGUCUUUGAGAUUUUGGUAAUCAAAGGGCUGUUCAUAUGCUUUGUAAUUCAGAAGCCCUUGUGUUUAGCAAUUGCUUGUUUUAUGUAACUGAUUAAUUUUAAAAAGUUUUCUUGGUGUGUUGUUUGGAUCAAAUAUCAUCAGUUUGAAGCCUAAUAUUUAUGACUUUCGUAUUAGGAAUUUAGAGAUAAAAUACAUCAAAUAGUUAUGUUGACAUAAUCCUAAGGAGUCUUGUUUGUAUACUCAAAUAAAAUUAGAAAAUGAUUUCCUCCAAUUUUUAGAGAACUUAACCUUUGAAAUGAAAUUCCAGUGAAUUUUUUUUUUUUCCUAGAAAGAUUACCUCAGUUCGGAAAAUAUUUCCCAGCUGAUUAGGUUAGUUUUUGAGAGCCACAGACACUGUUUUCGGAAUUGCUUCUCUCAUAGUGAGUGUCUUAAUACAGAAAUAUUUAUUUAUUAUAAUACUGUGCAAAUGAUUGUCUUGUGUUAAAUUAAAACGCUAUUAAUUGAGAAUGUGAAUGUGAUCACCUUUUGGAGGACGUAUUACUCCACAGGCACCCACCGCUGGGCCCUUUGAUUGAUGACAGAAGGUUUAGUUACUGAAAUAAAAGACCUGCUCUCUCUCUUCCAUCUCUGGCCUUUAGUUGGUGUUUUUAUUUGUAUAGGAUAGGGAAGGAUAAACUUUGUUUAUCUUGGUUUAGUAACAAGAAAAGUUAUUAAACAAAAUUUAGUAACCAAAUGGAUUGUUAAUGGCUUGUUCUUUUAGUACUGUUUCCAGAAAUAGUUUUCUGUAUCUUUCAGAUAUGUCUAUAGGCACUGGAUGGGAAGUUAAUCAGAGUUAUUAAGAUGAAAGAACUUGACAUUGUAAAGAAUUUGCAUGAACUAUAUGACAACAAAACAUUGUUAUAAGUCUCUUAGUUUUUGACUCCAAUGGUUAAUAAAAUUAUAGUUAAUCUUAAGCCAUUUUAUUUCUAAUUAUGUCACACACUUGUCCUAGAACUUAUCUAUUUAAAAUAGUCUCCUGGGUUAAUUCUGUGAAUUGGGAGAGCUGCCCUAAUUCUGACAGACUUGAGUUAACCUAGAUACCAGGGAUGAGCAUACACAUAGAUGCCCUUUGCUGGAGGAACUUAGCAUUCUGUCACUCUUUUAAGGUAAAUAGCAGACAUGGUGUUCUAAAAGAUGUCAGUGUAGCUGCUAUACCAUGUUCAUAAGCAAACUCAGACAUUCUGGGUUAACACUGUAGGAAUAAAAAGUAAAGUAAUUCAUAUUUUAAUCAGUCAUUUUAAUGAGAAGUUUAAGUCAUCCUGUCCAGUCCCUUCCAUAGUGUAUGCUUGGCAAAGGUGGGCACUUGGACAAUAUUAAAAGUAAUAGAACAAAGGGUUUUCACAUUUAAUUAUAAUGUGGCUCUGAAUUGUGCUAACACAGUGUUGGUGUGUACUAUGAGCUGUUGGUACUCACUGAGUAAAGGAAAAUUCUCUAAUCCACGUAUGUUGGGAGAAUACUGAGUUUACUUAGAUGUAAAGUUGAGGAGAUGGCAUGUUCUCAGAUGCUUAUACGAGGAAGCAAUCACAGGCCCACUCGGGAUGUUCUGUUGCUACCUUCUGCUUCUAUUAAGUUUUAUAGGUCAUUCUUUCCAGUAACAUAUUGAAUCCCUUUAUUUUUCAAGCAACCAAGAAAAGAUCAUCUUCAGUAGAACUUAAGUGGUGUUCGUGGAAGCUUGGGGAAUAGAGACCCACAGGCAAGAAUAAUAAUGAGUAUUUAUUGUUUGUAGAGCUUUGUUAAUUGGAUAUUUAAAAGAAGACAUCUUCAUUCACAGGUUAUCACUGUGGUUCUCAGGGAACCCCAAAACAUACAGAUCUUUGAUUUUUUUCUUUUUUACCUGAAGUAGUUUAGUUUAAGAGUACUGGGAUCAGCAGAAUAAAUAUUCAUUGAAUUGGUGACCCACUGAAUACAAUGUUAGUGAUAGACCUUUUAUGGGAGAAGGGACAGAGAUCAGAGAGGUCAGGUAAUUCAGUUCUAGACUGUGAGAAAGAUAGACAU
This is a messenger RNA of Otolemur garnettii (small-eared galago), 6930 nucleotides long. RefSeq names its product myosin VI (gene MYO6). Lineage: Eukaryota; Metazoa; Chordata; Mammalia; Primates; Galagidae. The record is from RefSeq and is a predicted model, not a curated record. The coding region runs from base 117 to 3998 and encodes 1293 amino acids. The transcript has 36 exons. Gene Ontology annotation, molecular function: actin filament binding; ATP binding; microfilament motor activity. Gene Ontology annotation, biological process: inner ear auditory receptor cell differentiation; inner ear morphogenesis; vesicle transport along actin filament. Gene Ontology annotation, cellular component: endocytic vesicle; actin cytoskeleton; cytoplasm.